Alosa alosa (allis shad) is the source of this 1652-nucleotide messenger RNA. RefSeq names its product centrosomal protein 44 (gene cep44). Gene Ontology annotation, cellular component: centrosome; spindle pole. Bases 115 to 1284 code for a protein of 389 amino acids. Lineage: Eukaryota; Metazoa; Chordata; Actinopteri; Clupeiformes; Clupeidae. The transcript has 11 exons. The record is from RefSeq and is a predicted model, not a curated record.
UGACAGUAAGAGACGAACAUAACCGGUAAAAACAAACACGUUGUGAAUACAUUCUAACGUUUGACGUCUGGCAUCAUAUUGGGAAACUUAUUGAAAACGAUACCCAGGAUAACAAUGAUUGCAACCGGUGAUUUGAAGGGAUCUCUGAGGAAACUAGAGGCCUGCCUGCGCUCAAUGAAGUAUCCACUAGAUGUCAAUUAUGAAGGGUUGGCCCGUGGUGACCCUGCCUGUUGUUUGCCCAUUGUAAGCCAUGCACUUGUUUCCUACUCACCGUAUCUGGCAGAGCAUCUCAUGGGAUUCUCAGUGGAGCUCACUGGAGCCACUGACCUGCGGUUUGUGGAGAGUGUGUAUAAGGUUCUGCGGGACCUCUUCAGCUACAAGCCUCGCUUGACCAAGCAACAGUUUCUGCAGUUCGGCUUUGCUGAGAGGAAAGUCAGCCUCGUGUGUGACAUCAUCAACUUUGCCAUCCAGAAGCACAAAGAGCUCGCCAAGGCCCACAAGCCAGCCAACAUUCCUCCCAGGAGGGUGCGUUUUCGUUCCUUCCCCCCUGAGGAGUAUGGAACCAGAGAUCCCUCUCCCUCCCAGAUCUCCCAGAUCUCCCAGCACCAGCACGUGGCCCCAGUGGCGGCCCAUGGUAGACCACUGGUGGAGAGGCACAUGGGCAGCGUCACCCCCAGCGUCCUCUUCAGCCUGUCCUCAGACGACCAGGAGCCGCCAGAGGAGCUGAUGGGGAGCGAGGAGGAGGAGGAGGAGCUGCAGGAGGCUGAAGAAGAGAGCCCUGGAACAGAGUCUCCCCCAGUUAUACCCCCCUGCGUGGAGGCGCGGCUACAGGCCAUGGAGGCCCAGCUGCAGCGCUGUGAGCAGCGCCUGGGCCAGCUGGUCGUGCUGGAGGGCCGUGUGCAGGCCCUGGAGCGCUCCAUGGCCGGGAAGAUGGUGCUGGAGCAGGGCCACUGGGAGAACCUGGAGAGCCGCGUGCUGCUGCUGGAGACCAGUCUGGCCCUCAGUCAGACCCAGAGGAGCCCGGUGAUAAUAGAUAUUGUGAAAGUGCCAAGCCUGGAUGAGCUUUCAGAACCCAAAGUCACUCUGGAAGAGGAGGAGGAGGCCAGAGAAAGAGCUGAGGUGGCGUCUCCCAGCCCUCCUCACUCACCCAACAUGGCCACACACCCAGCAGCUGGCUCCCCACCGCCACACUCUCAGGAGAGUAUUAAAGAACGACUGGAAAGGAUAGCUAAUAUGAUGAAAGACACCACCAGCCUUUUGCGAAGUGUAGAACCAUCAACAUAGUCUGACUUGAUAUUUUCUUUUAGUGUUUUCAUGAUCAUGACAUUUCACUUUGCCACUAUACUGUGCCUUUUAAUUUGUUUUUUGAGCAUCUUGCACUGAAUAUAUUCUCUGUGGUUUGUUUCUGUAGUGUUUAGCUAAUAACAUUUUAAGCAACAUGCUUUCUAUCACUCAUUGUUGCCAAACAUAAAAUCCCCAUAAUGGCCUCUAGAGGUCACUAUGACCCAACUGUAUUGGACCGUAGAUAGAUCCAUGCUCCCUGCUGCUUUUCCUGAGUAGUGGAGUUAUUUCCUGUUGAAGCCAUGUGUGCACCUGGGUACAAAUUGACAGCGUAAUUUAUUUCCUGAAUAAAAGUGUCCUAUUCAUACUAA